AUUCGGCGCGCCCCGCGGGCGGUCCUGUCCGCGGCGGGGGCGGCGGGCACAGAUAGUUUUGGUUCGCGCGACCUGCGCAGAGGUCGCGCGCGGGACCUUCUAGCGAGCGGGAAGUCGCUCGAGGAGGUUGCCGCGCAGGGCGACUGGCGCUUGCCCGUGGUCAUUUUCAAGCAUUGCAGUCGCUUCCCCGCGGAACAACAGGAGGUGGCUCUCUCGGAGCACCUCGCCGAGAGCGGUUCGGAUUGCGACGCGCUGGCCAAGG
This is a messenger RNA of Prorocentrum cordatum, 262 nucleotides long. NCBI's taxonomy places the organism in Eukaryota, Dinophyceae, Prorocentrales, Prorocentraceae. The record is from the annotation of a GenBank genome assembly.